Messenger RNA from Trachemys scripta elegans, 2324 nucleotides. It is a transcript of the gene LCP1, whose product is annotated as lymphocyte cytosolic protein 1. Gene Ontology annotation, biological process: actin filament network formation; actin filament bundle assembly. Bases 195 to 2081 code for a protein of 628 amino acids. NCBI's taxonomy places the organism in Eukaryota, Metazoa, Chordata, Testudines, Emydidae. The transcript is spliced from 17 exons. Gene Ontology annotation, cellular component: actin filament; cytoplasm; actin filament bundle. Gene Ontology annotation, molecular function: calcium ion binding; actin filament binding. The record is from RefSeq and is a predicted model, not a curated record.
GCAAGGUGCUAGUGGCCAAGGUGGGGAGGCAAACAGGAGGCGGCGCUGGACCCACGUGCAGCAGCAUUGCACUACAGGGUGCAGGAUUCCAAUGCCUGUUUGUGUGCCUAGGAACGAAAACCACUGGCUGAAGGGCAGCAGCACCAGUUAAAAAGAAAACAAAGCAAACAAUUUGUCAUUCAAAGAAGUAAAAAAUGGCAUCAACAGCACACAUCUCAGAGGAAGAGAUGACAGACUUAAGAGAAGCUUUCAAUAAAGUCGACAUUGAUGGAAAUGGUUUCAUAAGCAGUUCUGAAUUAACAGAGCUGUUCAAAGCAGCCAAUCUGCCUCUGCCAGGAUAUAAAGUCAGAGAAAUCACUCAGAAUUUGAUGGCCACGGGAGAUCAAAACAAUGAUGGCAAAAUCAGCUUUGAUGAAUUUAUUGCAGUUUUCCAGGGCCUGAAGAGUACAGAUGUCGCUAAAACCUUUAGAAAAGCAAUCAAUAAAAAGGAGGGGAUUUGUGCUAUCGGUGGAACUUCAGAACAGUCCAGUGUUGGAACCCAACAUUCUUAUUCGGAAGAAGAAAAGUACGCCUUUGUGAACUGGGUUAACAAAGCCCUAGAGAAUGAUCCUGAUUGCCAACACGUGCUCCCAAUGAAUCCAGACACUGAUGACCUCUUCCAGGCGGUUGGUGAUGGCAUCGUGCUGUGUAAAAUGAUCAACUUUUCAGUGCCAGAUACAAUUGAUGAAAGAACAAUCAACAAAAAGAAGCUCACUCCAUUCACUAUACAGGAAAAUUUGAACCUUGCUUUGAACUCUGCCUCAGCCAUCGGGUGCCAUGUUGUUAACAUUGGGGCUGAAGACUUAAAAGAAGGGAAACCUUACCUGGUCUUGGGCCUCUUAUGGCAAGUUAUCAAAAUUGGCUUGUUUGCCGACAUUGAGCUCAGCAGAAAUGAAGCUCUGAUUGCCCUUCUGCGGGAAGGAGAGAGUCUAGAGGAUCUGAUGAAAUUAUCCCCAGAGGAACUGCUGCUGAGGUGGGCUAACUAUCACCUGGAGAACGCUGGAUGCAACAAAAUCAAUAACUUCAGCACAGACAUCAAGGACUCCAAAGCUUAUUAUCAUUUGCUGGACCAAGUUGCCCCAAAGGGAAAUGAAGAAGGUAUUCCAGCUAUUGCUAUUGACAUGACAGGAUUAAGGGAGAAGGAUGACAUCCAGAGGGCAGAGUGCAUGUUGCAGCAAGCAGAGAGAUUGGGCUGCCGGCAGUUUGUUACUGCCACAGAUGUAGUCCGUGGCAACCCCAAGUUAAACUUGGCUUUCAUUGCCAACCUUUUUAACAGAUAUCCUGCCCUCCAAAAACCAGAGAACCAGGACAUUGACUGGAGUUCUAUUGAAGGUGAAACAAGGGAAGAGAGGACAUUUAGGAACUGGAUGAACUCCUUGGGUGUUAGUCCCCGUGUCAAUCAUUUAUAUAGUGACCUGUCAGAUGCCAUGGUUAUCUUCCAGCUUUAUGAAAAGAUUAAAGUGCCGGUAGACUGGAGCAGAGUGAACAAACCACCAUACCCUAAGCUGGGUGGUAACAUGAAGAAGCUUGAAAACUGCAACUACGCAGUGGAUCUGGGAAAGAAUCAAGCCAAGUUUUCCCUCGUUGGAAUUGCUGGGCAGGAUCUCAAUGAAGGAAAUCGCACACUAACCCUGGCCUUGAUCUGGCAGUUAAUGAGAAGGUACACUCUGAGUAUCCUGGAAGAUAUUGGUGGUGGACAGAAGGUCAAUGACGACCUCAUUGUCAACUGGGUAAAUGAAACACUGACUGAAGCCGGAAAAAGUUCAGUCAUCAGUAGUUUCAAGGACAGCAAAAUCAGCACAAGCAUGCCAGUCCUGGAUCUCAUUGAUGCCAUUCAGCCAGGUUCCAUCAAAUACGACCUUCUGAAAACAGAGGACUUGAAUGAGGAAGAGAAACUUAAUAAUGCUAAAUAUGCCAUCUCCAUGGCAAGAAAAAUUGGAGCAAGAGUCUAUGCCCUUCCAGAAGACCUGGUUGAAGUAAAACCCAAAAUGGUCAUGACUGUGUUUGCUUGCCUUAUGGGAAAAGGAAUGAAGAAAGUUUAAGCCAUAAAAGACUGAUAUUCAUGACUGGUAUAUGCCCCCUGACUCCCUCAGACCGGACGUUCCUCAGACUCAGAUAUCAAGGAAAUAUGCUGUCUUGGUACUUUCCAACGCAUGAAUGCUAGACAAGGUUCCAAAUCAUACAAAAGAUGACAUGCAUAUCCAGCAAAACAAUCUACCAUGUUCUGUAUGGAACAGCAAUGUGCUUGAUUUCUUUGCCACAUUAUCCCCUUUGCUAGAUGUAGC